Cercospora beticola is the source of this 779-nucleotide messenger RNA. RefSeq names its product 60S ribosomal protein eL42 (gene RPL44). NCBI's taxonomy places the organism in Eukaryota, Fungi, Ascomycota, Dothideomycetes, Mycosphaerellales, Mycosphaerellaceae. Gene Ontology annotation, cellular component: ribosome; cytosolic large ribosomal subunit. The record is from RefSeq and is a predicted model, not a curated record. Gene Ontology annotation, molecular function: structural constituent of ribosome. Gene Ontology annotation, biological process: translation.
CGAUACAGAACGUCAGCACUUCCACCACCACCCAACGACCUCAACACCGGAGCAAUACCGCCAAGAUGGUGAACGUACCAAAGACUCGCCGCACCUACUGCAAGGGCAAGGACUGCAAGAAGCACACCCAGCACAAGGUCACCCAGUACAAGGCUGGAAAGGCCUCCCUGUUCGCCCAGGGUAAGCGUCGUUACGAUCGCAAACAGUCCGGUUAUGGUGGUCAGACCAAGCCUGUGUUCCACAAGAAGGCAAAGACUACCAAGAAGGUCGUGCUCCGAUUAGAAUGCACUCAGUGCAAGACCAAGGCUCAGCUCGCUCUUAAGCGUUGCAAGCACUUCGAGUUGGGUGGUGACAAGAAGACCAAGGGUGCCGCUCUUGUGUUCUAGACGGUUUCAUCCUUCUGAUCAUGGCGUUCGGCUAAGGGAUUUGGGACGAACAGCGAGGCGUGUAGAGACUCAGAUUAGUCUCCAUGCAGCUUACAUCGAAUUCAUGACCAUCUGCUUGACGCCUAUGUUACUUUCAUGUUUCCUAUUCAUCUAUGGGCAAAGGUGCAAUUGAUGCAGCUGACGGCUAGGCUUUCGAACUUUUCCUAAAUCAAGACGCUUGCUCGCUAUGCCGGCUCGAGAAGAGGACAGGAGCCGGAAAUUCCGUCAUCGACUGCGUUCUUCCCGUCGCUUUUCUACGCAGCGCAGGCUUGAAUUCCACCAAAUCGUGCCACCAUCAUCAGUCAUAAAUCCCGAGCGAGCCGGAAACAUCUCAGAUCAAACCUCUCACGCCGC